AGGGAGCUGCCAGACCCCUUCUGCUAGGAGCCACCUGCAGUAGAUCCAGCCCUGUGUAUUGCAAAGACCUCCAGGGUUCCCACGUGCUGGCAGCGAUGAAGGCUGGGAUGUCGCUGGUGGGAAGCCAAGGCGUUGUCUCGGCCACUGAGGUCCUCCUGGUGGCUGCUGUCUUCUGCCUGGUCUUCCUCCUUGUGCAGUCCCUCCAGAAGCACGUGCCCAAGGGUCUGAAGAGCCCCCCAGGACCCAGAGGCUACCCCAUCCUGGGCAACGUGCUGGAGCUGAGGAAGGACACGCACCUGGUCCUGACCAGCCUGAGCCAGAAGUAUGGGGACGUGAUGGAGAUCAGGAUUGGCACCCGUCCCGUCGUGGUGCUGAGCGGCUUGGACACCAUCAAGCAAGCCCUGGUGAAGCAAGGGGAGGAGUUUAUGGGGCGCCCUGACCUCCACAGCUUCAAGUACGUUGCAGAUGGACAGAGCCUGGCCUUCAGCCCUGACUCGGGGGAGGUGUGGGCAGCCCGCAGAAAGCUGGCCCAGAACGCCCUCAAGACCUUCUCCAUCACUUCCAGCCCCACCUCUGCUUCCACCUGCCUCCUGGAGGAGCAUGUCUCCAAGGAGGCUGAGUACCUGGUCACCAAGUUCCUCGAGGUGAUGGGUGAGAAGAAGAGCUUUGACCCUAACCAGUACCUGGUGGUGUCGGUGGCGAACGUCAUCUGCGCCAUGUGCUUCGGCAAGCGUUACGACCACAGCGACCAGGAGCUGCUCGAUGUGGUGAAUGAAACAGAGCAUUUCAUUCAGGUGGUUGCUUCUGGCAACCCUGCUGACUUCAUCCCCCUGCUCCAGUACCUUCCCAGCCGCUCCAUGACCUUAUUUAAAGACUUCAACAAGCGGUUCCUGCAUUUCCUGCAGAAGAGGGUCAAGGAGCACUACCAGACCUAUGACAAGAACAACGUGAGGGACAUCACUGACUCCCUCAUUCAGCAGUGCCUGGAGAACAAAGUGGACAAGAGUACUGCCACUCAGAUCCCCAAGGAGAAGAUCAUCAACCUUGUGAAUGACCUCUUUGGAGCAGGCUUUGACACAGUGACCACUGCCCUGUCCUGGAGCCUCAUGUAUCUUGUGACAUACCCCAACAUCCAGAAGAAGAUCCAGGAAGAACUAGACCAGAGCAUUGGCCGGGAGAGGAGACCGAGGCUGUCGGACCGGAGCAUCCUGCCCUACACGGAGGCCUUCAUCCUGGAGGUGUUCAGGCACUCCUCCUUCCCGCCCUUCACCAUCCCACACAGCACGACCAAGGACACGGUGCUGAAUGGCUACUACAUCCCAAAGGACUGCUGUGUCUUUGUCAAUCAGUGGCAAGUCAAUCAUGAUGAGAAACUUUGGAAGGAUCCACUGACCUUCAACCCAGAGCGUUUCCUCAGUGCUGAUGGGACCAAAGUGAACAAAGAGGAUGGGGAGAAGGUGCUGCUCUUUGGCCUGGGCAAAAGGAGAUGCAUCGGGGAAAACAUCGCCCGCUGGGAGGUCUUCCUCUUCCUGUCCACCUUGCUGCAGCAGCUGGAGUUCAGCAUCUGUGCUGGUGAGCAGGUGGACAUGACCCCUCUCUAUGGACUGACCCUGAAGCACAAAAGGUGUCAGCACUUCCAGGUCAGGCAGCGCUUCCCCAUGAAGAGCAUGGCCUGAGCAGUGGCCUGAUCUGUUGGCCAAUAAGUGGCUCUCUAGCACAUCUGGGUCUGCCACUGCUUUAUGGGACAAGGCAAUAAACCAAAGCCAUUGAAGCUCCUCUCUUA
Pogoniulus pusillus (Red-fronted tinkerbird) is the source of this 1783-nucleotide messenger RNA. RefSeq names its product cytochrome P450 1A5-like. The transcript has 7 exons. Gene Ontology annotation, biological process: progesterone metabolic process; hormone biosynthetic process. The coding region runs from base 96 to 1676 and encodes 526 amino acids. Gene Ontology annotation, molecular function: steroid 17-alpha-monooxygenase activity; oxidoreductase activity, acting on paired donors, with incorporation or reduction of molecular oxygen, reduced flavin or flavoprotein as one donor, and incorporation of one atom of oxygen; heme binding. The record is from RefSeq and is a predicted model, not a curated record. Lineage: Eukaryota; Metazoa; Chordata; Aves; Piciformes; Lybiidae.